CAUUAUCUGUCUCAUCACAAUUUCUUUUUCAAAAUUUAUAUAAUCCCCCAACUGUCUCCCCCCACUCCUCCUCCUUUUAUCCAACUUUGAAGCUCCAAAUUUUCAUUUUGACAGCUCUUUUUCUGAACUUCUUUUUCCAACUUUCUAUGGGUGAAGAGUCUCCGGAGUGUGAGUUUUGGCUACCACCGCAGUUUCUCAACGACGAUGACAUGUUCAUGGGUUUUAAGGGCAACAGUAAAGAAGAGGAAAAUGAAAGGAAAAGGUACUUUGGGUUUGGGAGUGAUUUUGUGAAUGAGUUUUCUUAUGGGUUUAACAUGUUUGCUCCAAAAUCUGAUUUGAGUUCACCGGUGGAUUCUUUGGUGGGUUCUUCGGAGACUGAGAGUGAUGAAGAAGAGUUUUUUACUGAGUUAACUCGACAAAUGGCUCACGCCACUCUUGAAAAUCACAAGGUGCAGAAUUUGUCGACUUCUCCACAGUCAACGUUAUGUGGUGUGUUGGGGUCCAAACAAGGCUCAAACAGUGAAACCCCAAACAGCCCUGAGUUGCAGAGCAGAAAGGGGACAGUGGAUUUGCUUUAUGCUGCUGUUGGUGAGGUUGCAAGAAUGAAGAAAAUGGAGGAAGAGGUUGGAAUUUGUCAUCACAAAAAUGGAAUUUGGGCUCCUCCUAGGCAGACAAAUCCAGCGUUUGUAGACUCAAAAAUGUCUAAACCAAAUGUUGGUUCGUUUUACUCUAAUCAGCCACCACCACCACCACUCUCUUAUCAGCAGUUCAAAAUGGCUCAAUUUCAGCUGCUGAAGCAACAACAGAUAAUGAAGCAACGUCACCACGGAGUGUUGGGUCAGGAAAAAGAUGGAUUUUGGGAGUACCAUUUGAGCCAAAACAACCAACAGUUGACUCAUGGGAGAGACAGAAACGUAGCUGAUAAUAGGCCUUUGAACAAAAUGGCAAUGUCUGUUUGGCCAACUUUGCAGCAAGCUCACCAUCACCAGCAGAAGCAACAGCCAACAUAUGGCUCAGGAGUGCGCGGUGUUGGCCUAGGAAAUGUUGGACCAAAGCGAGAAUGUGCUGGAACUGGGGUCUUCAUUCCCAGAAGAGCUGGAACACAAACUGAAACAAAGAAGAAGCAAGGUGGUUCGACAGUUCUUCUACCAGACAGAGUGGUCCAGGCCCUGAAUCUGAAUUUGCAGUCUCAGGUUCAACCCAGAUUUAAUAAUGGUGGUGUUUUGAAGUACCAGAAUAACAAUGUGGCGCAUUUGAGAAAGCAGCCAACAGCAAUGUCCCAAGAACACCAGCUUCCUCAGGAGUGGACUUACUGACCCAAAAAUAAAAUAAAUUUAGGUUUUGAUAGUGGAGUUUUUGGGAAGAAAAUUGUUUGUUUAGGUGCAAAAGGAAUGGGAUUUUGGGGUUAGUAAUUUAGUAGUAGUGGGGUUUAAGAUAAAUUAUUAAUUUCAUAGUGUUUUAAGGGAUGAAGAAGAAUUUUAGGGGCAGAAGACAGGGUUUAGUAGAUUUUUAGGUUCUGUUUUGUUUGGAUUAAGAUAAGAUUAUACUAGUAUAUGACAAAAAAAUAAGUUUUGUUUUAAACAAUUAAGAAUGGAGAAAGUUGACUGUCUUGUUUUGGGUGGAACAUUGGAAUUAUAGUCUUCUUUCUCUAUAGCAGCAAAUGUAUGGGUAUUUUGUCGGGAAAAUCUAUCAAUAAUCAUACCAUUUAGCCUUUUGUUUUC
This is a messenger RNA of Capsicum annuum, 1721 nucleotides long. RefSeq lists its product as uncharacterized. Lineage: Eukaryota; Viridiplantae; Streptophyta; Magnoliopsida; Solanales; Solanaceae. The record is from RefSeq and is a predicted model, not a curated record. The transcript is spliced from 5 exons. The coding region runs from base 147 to 1316 and encodes 389 amino acids.